Messenger RNA from Toxotes jaculatrix (banded archerfish), 1080 nucleotides. RefSeq lists its product as uncharacterized. Lineage: Eukaryota; Metazoa; Chordata; Actinopteri; Toxotidae. The coding region runs from base 145 to 1080 and encodes 311 amino acids. The transcript is spliced from 6 exons. The record is from RefSeq and is a predicted model, not a curated record.
GGAUUACUGCCCGUUUCUUUAAUUUAACCCACCAGGUGUGUCAGUGGGCUUGGAUGAAAGCAUGAAGAGACAGGAGGACCACUCUUUGUUUAGCUAACUGAGUGGGCGAGUGCAGCCUGCACACAGUCUGUCUCAACCAGAAGAAUGAAGCACAGUUCAACCCUGCUGUUGCUGCUUUUUCUGGGGACAUGUUGGGCUUAUGUCUAUCAAAAUGUGGCUUUGCGUGGCAAAGCAACUCAGUCAUAUCGCUAUGGAGGAUUGGGGGAUGCCUACAAUGCCAUUGAUGGAAACCGUGAAGCUACUUUCCUAGCUGGUUCAUGCACCCAUACUAUGGAACAAACCAAUCCCUGGUGGAGAGUGGACCUGCUGGAGUCCUACAUCGUCACCUCCAUCACCAUCACAAACAGAGGAGACUGCUGUCCAGAAAGGAUCAACGGAGCAGAGAUUCACAUCGGCAACUCUUUACAAAACAAUGGUGCCUCAAACCCAGAGGUUGGUGUGAUUCCUGCUAUCCCAGCAGGCAGGUCUUUAACGAUAACUUUUUCCAAACUUGUGGAGGGACGUUAUGUGACCGUGGUUCUGCCUGGUUCCCAAAGGAUCCUUACUCUCUGCGAAGUGGAAGUCUAUGGUUAUCGUGCCCCAACUGGUGAGAACCUGGCUCUCCAAGGAAAAGCUACACAGUCAUCACUGCAUUCUACAGGCAUUGCAUACAACGCCAUAGAUGGGAAUCGUGCCAGCGACUGGAACCAGGCUUCUUGCACUCACACAACAAACGAAAUCAAUCCCUGGUGGCGACUGGACCUGGGCAAAACCCAUAAAGUGUUUUCAGUUAAUGUCACCAACACCAGAGAUUCUGUCCCAGAACGACUCAAUGGAGCUGAGAUCCGCAUUGGAGAUUCUCUUUCAAACAAUGGCAACAACAAUCCCAGGUGUGCUGUUAUCUCACAAAUCCCUGCAGGUUUCACCCAAAACUUCCAGUGUAACGGGAUGAACGGUCGCUUCAUUAACAUCGUCAUUCCUGGAAGAGCCGAGUACCUGACCCUGUGUGAGGUGGAGGUGUAUGGCUCCAGACUAGAUUAG